UCAGACAACAACGUCCCGGACGAAGGAUUAAAGGAAAGCUGUAACUAUCAGAACAACUUGGAUUGAUUAUAGGAAAACGCCAAUGAUCACGUGCUGAAGACAGACCGGAGCUUUGAUCCACCCUGUACGGUGACGACAUCCAGAAACGAGCUCCCCUGAAGAGGAAAUGGACGUGAGCACAAUGAUGGACAGGCCGAGGUCACCAGGCUGUGAGUCUGCAGCGAGCAACUGGUCAGCGGAUCGACCUAUUGACUUUAAAGGACAGGUGAACCCAGAGGUUAAAAGGUCAGAGUCCCCCAGCUGUGUGUCUGUAGUGAGCAACUGGUCAGAGGAUCGACCUAUUGACUUUAAAGGACCUGAUAUCCAGGAUAUUAAAAGGUCAGAGUCCCCCAGCUGUAUGUCUGCAGUGAGCAACUGGUCAGAGGAUCGACCUAUUGACUUUAAAGGAACUGAUAUCCAGGAUGUUAAAAGGUCAGAGUCCCCCAGCUGUGUGUCUGUAGUGAGCAACUGGUCAGAGGAUCGACCUAUUGACUUUAAAGGACCUGAUAUCCAGGAUAUUAAAAGGUCAGAGUCCCCCAGCUGUAUGUCUGCAGUGAGCAACUGGUCAGAGGAUCGACCUAUUGACUUUAAAGGAACUGAUAUCCAGGAUAUUAAAAGUCUGGUGUCUGGGAGGUUGUCAGCUGCCUGUAGCUAUAUGUCUAUGGCUACUAACCCACCAGAGGAAGACCCUCAAGAACACAGGCCGAGCCCUGACUACGCUGAGGCUGGAGACGUGGCCUGUGAUCUGUGUAAAGGAAGGAAGUUAAAAGCGUGCAAGUCCUGCAUGACCUGCCUUGCCUCCUUUUGUGAGACACAUGUCAGAGAUCACUACACAGUGGAGGCACUGCAGAGACACCUACUGGUGGAGAUCACUAAAAGCCUCAACAUACUUCAGGAGAACGCUCAGCUGAAGAAAAUAAUCAGGGAGGAACGGUCUGAGAAGAUGGCCCUGAGGAAAGAGAUCACUACUCUGAGGCAGAAGAUCUGUGAACUGAGGCUUCCUGACUACAUUUGCAAAGGGAAGAUACCUGCGGCAGCUAACUUGACAUUGGAUCCUGAAACAGCUCACUGCACACUCAUCUUGUCUGAUGACAGAAAACGAGUGCGACUGGGGGAAAGGAAAACAGUCAAUCACAGUGCACAGAGAUUUGACAAGUAUGAGUGCGUCCUCACCACUGAAGGCUUCAGCACUGGACGGCACUACUGGGAGGUGGAGGUCAACAAAGAGUUCACGAUUGGGGUCGCCAGAGAGUCGGCUCAGAGGAAGGGAAAGUUCAACUUCUCACCCAGUGUGGGUUACUGGUGUCUCUAUCACUACAGACAGUCCUUCACAGCUCUAGAUGAGCCCAGCAGGCCCCUGCCAAUCGACGCUGUGCCCCGGGUCUUGGGGGUCUGCCUGGAUAUCGAUGAGAAGUGGGUCAUUUUUUAUAACACUGAGACUAAAGCUCACAUUUACACAUUUAGGCAGAUGGAGUUUGGAGACAGAGAGAAGAUCUACCCUGUAUUCACCACCUUGGAGAAAUCAGUGGGGCUGAAGAUUAAGACUGUGACCUGAAAUAAAUGAAUGAGCAGGCUGUAGUUGGCUAUGACAUGCAGUAGUGGUUGCAGCUUGAUGUGAUGCGUCAUCCUAUUAUAAGCUGAAUCAGGUGUGUCCAUCUACCCCAGAUUUAGUCAACCAGCCAAGACGUUGUUGCUGCCCAAAUUUUGCUUCUUUACUGUAGCGCUGGGGCUACAAGGCUAAUGUAGCUAAUAAACAUUUAAAGUCAAUAGCCACCCAAGUCUUUUACGUAAAUAUCAUCCCUCACAUGUCUCUCAGACCAAACCCAGGUCUUCAUUCAGGUGGAACAGACCUGAGACAGUAGAUGUGGUUUGGGACACUAAGACUGUGAGCUAUAAGCAUCACUGAGUAGCUGAACGCUGCAGUUAGCUGUUUUAGACGACAGGUACGGUGCUGUGCUGAACUCCAUCCCAUUAUGCAACCAGAUGAAAUCUACAAUCAAGAUUUCUGUUGUUUUAUGAACAUCAUUUUUAGUGGAAUUAGGCACAACAUCUGCUAAAACAGCUGGUUGCUGUUAUCAGCUAUGUGAUGAAGUUUUGUUCAUAUUUAUAGCUCCCAGUAAGUCCGACAGUCCCCUAAACCACAUUUACAAGGCUGUACCGCCUUAAUGAAGACCUGGGUGCGGUUUAUACAGGCUCAGAUAUAUAUUUAUGGAAAAGACUCGAGUAACUGUUAACGUCUAGUGUUUGUUAGCAACAUCGGCCUCGUAGAUCCAGCUCUAAACAAAAGAUGCAAAAUUUGGACCUGACAUGUCUUGGCUGAGCACCAACGUCUGGGGUCAGUGGACAGUUGUGUACAUUUGAUUUUUGGCCAAAUCAGUCCUUUACUAGCGUUUUGUCUUGUAUUUUAUAUUUAUUGUAUAUUUGUCCUGCUCUGAUUGGCUGUGAUGUACUACGCCUUGUUUAAAAAGCCAUUAGGUCUAUUAUGUGGCAGUAGGAGCCGCUGACUGGGCAGAUGUAAUUGAAAGGGCUUAGGUUAGAUGCUUCAACCAUUUUAGCAAGUUAUCACAUACCAAUAUAUGAUUUCAUGUUACCCAACUAUGUAACAGCCAUGAUUACAGCAUACCUUCUGGUUUUCUUUACAAACUUUCCUGUAACUUUAAUCUUAGCUACCUGAUCAACACUUUCUGUUAUCUAUGCUUCCUUCACCUAUGCUGGAGUUCUGCUUAGUCCUGGACAUGCAGGGCUGCAGAUUCAACUUCAGUUGUUCCCUUCAAAUCCUUUAGUAGCUGCAAUGACACAUUUGCUUACUGACAGCCAGAAACAGCACAACGUUUAAUCAUUUUCCCACAAUUUCCACUCCAAUAACUCUGGACACACUGUCUGCAGGAACAACACUCCACAUCACUUCAACAGGAAUGGGCGGGGCUAACCUGCUGUGAAAUGAGUGGGCGGGGCCAGCCUGCUGUGCACUGAAUGGGCAGGGCUAACCUGCUGUGUGCUGAAUGGGUGGGUGUGGUUAAACUGCUGUAGGCUUUAAUUAAUGCCAAUGUCAGUUGUUUUGAUUCAUGUCAACCUUGGCUCUUUUGACGUAGCUGAAUAGUUCAGAGUGAAAAAAAUCCAUUUUAUUUUAAAAAUAUGCAAAACAGCUUGCGUAUUGAUUUUUUUCUCAGGUUACGUUUUAUUAACAAACCAUUCCAAUGCAAAUAAAAAGCUGUGAGUCCAA
Molecule: messenger RNA, 3262 nt
Organism: Pygocentrus nattereri (red-bellied piranha)
Lineage: Eukaryota; Metazoa; Chordata; Actinopteri; Characiformes; Serrasalmidae
Product: E3 ubiquitin-protein ligase TRIM39-like
Exons: 9
Coding region: 167-1594 (475 amino acids)
Molecular function (GO): protein binding
Source: RefSeq, a predicted model, not a curated record